CGUUUGACCCAACGAUGAAUACGGAGCAAGUGGGUGCUGUCAUUCUGAGGUUGGCUAGCUUUUGCCGUCAACUGGGAGGUUUUUGAUUGCCAAUCUGUGGUGAUGUUUUGUUGUUUGAGAACUUGCUUCAAUGGAGAACUUCGCACUCCUGUUGCUGCACAGCGGCCAAGAGAGCCUGAUAUACAGUUGGAUACAGCGAAUAUGGGUCACGAAGUUGUGAUCGUUAAAAAUGGCAAACGGUUGUGUGGUUCGGGAGGUGCCCUAGCGACGGCUCCUUUAGUGCAGUCGAAAUCCUACUUUGAAGUGAAGAUCCAACAAAGCGGCAUGUGGGCAGUGGGGAUUGCAACACGCCAAACAGAUCUAAACAAGACCAGAGGCGGCUCAGACAAAGACUCUUGGACUCUUUGCUCGGAUAAUACAAUUCGAAACAACGACCAAACAUUGCUCACCAUCAAAGGUAUUGAACAAUCUACUGCUUCAAUAAUUACUGAUGAGUCACUCGCCUCUGUCGUUACAACGGAGCCAAUGCAGCAUACCUGCCUUCCAAGUGAAGGUGAUACUAUUGGAAUCGCUUAUGAUCACGUCGAACUGAAUUUCUAUCUAAACGGGAAGAAUCUCGAAGUGCCCGUUCUAAAUAUCAAGGGAACUGUUUACCCAGCCUUAUAUGUUGACGACGGGGCCAUAUUAGAUAUAAUUCUUGAUAACUUCAGCUUUAGUCCGCCCGCAGGAUUCGAUAAGAUUAUGAUCGAGCAAUCUCUCUUAUAAGCUUUUUUCUGUAUUAUAUUGAUGUAUAUCAUUUCCGAAUAUUUAUUACUUAUUAUAAACACCCUGACUGUAACUGGAAGUGUUAGCUAAGUGAAGCGGACAACUUGUAUGUAACUGUAAAUAAGUACGAACGAAUGAUAAAUUAUAUUAGUUUAACACUAAUCUAAGUGGAGAGUAAUAAAUUGAUAAUCAAAGAGA
Messenger RNA from Hermetia illucens (black soldier fly), 963 nucleotides. Its product is annotated as SPRY domain-containing protein 7. Gene Ontology annotation, molecular function: protein binding. Bases 103 to 765 code for a protein of 220 amino acids. The record is from RefSeq and is a predicted model, not a curated record. Lineage: Eukaryota; Metazoa; Arthropoda; Insecta; Diptera; Stratiomyidae. The transcript has 3 exons.